UGCGGGUCAAGAUAUGGCUAACAGUCUGUUACCACCCUUAAAUUUGUAACGGAGACUGCCAUGUCAGCAUUCAUAUUGGCGUCCACAUCAGCAAAUAAUUAAAUAUAUAAUUUUUAUUUUUAAAUUAAAAAAAUUAAAAAAUUAAAGUUGACAGAUGAGAGAAGGGGGAGAUGGACAGAUGAGAGAAGAAGGGGUUGAGGAUAAGAAUUGGGUGAAUGGAUGUGAGAGGAGGGGAGGGGUAAUUUUUGUUUUAUUUUUUUACGUUUUAUGUUAUUAUUUACUUAAUCAAUUCCACAGGGAUGCCACAUUCUCAAUUCCACCUCAGUUUUUUUUUUUGCCAGGUCAGCAUUGCAGAAAGACCUACUAACGGGGUAUUAACAGACAAUUAACGAUUGGAUAUUAAUUUGUAUAUUGAUAGUUGAGGAUAUAAAUCUCCGAUCCAUAAUAGUUAUGGAUAUUAUAUUGUAUUUGCCCAAAAAACUAUAAUCAUUAUAUUUUCUUACGGAUGCUCUUCUGUGUUUUGGAUCCGCCGCUGGUGACUGAGCUACCGAUCCAAUUUUGAUGGCAUGUAGUUGCUCUCCAUGAUUCCAAUACUGAAAAAUGAGUCUAAUGAUUAAAAGUACAAAAUCAUUACCAAACAAAAUGUUGAAUCGAAAGAAAUCAUUACGUUUAAUAUUUCACUUUACAUGCACCAUAUUGUUAACAACAAAAUUCGUAGUGAAUCUUAUCAUCAUAACAUGAUUGAAAGUUCAGUUUGCGAUUAAUUAAUUGGAUCAUACUCUUCCUUGUCCUCGUAGUUUUCUUCUCGAAAUGGUAUAAGCCUUGAAACUUACGGUGACUUCUGGCCAAAGCUUAUUUUCUGUCAUUUCAUAAAAUUAUAUGCCGAAGCGUCCGGCCACAAACUGAGACUGAGACGGCCUCUUCUUCUUCUCGAAUCCGCUCCUUUCCUAUGUCGAUUCCGGUCCAAACUUUCCAUCCCACAAAUUUUCAAUUUUUUUGUAUUUUUAACUAUAAUUCCAAACAAACCCCUAAUUAAAACCCCCCAAAUCUGCCGUUUCCCCAUCUCUCAUCUGUCAUCUUUCCUCCCCCACUCGUCACUCUGUUAUUUCUGUUCCUGUCGCCAUCACCAUCGCCGUUCUUCCCAGUUAUAACCAAACCCGCUCCCUCUCAGUUUCUUAUAUAUACGGAUAAGAAAUUUACGUGGGUAUUCAAUUAUGUCAGCUUCCUGUUAGUCUCUUCGCUGUAGUAGUUGUAUACCCAGCCAAAGUUUUCUUUCUUCUUCCUCUCUUCCUCCCUCAGAUUUCUCGCCGGUUUCCUGUUUUUUCAGAUCCGUGCACGAUUACCCACUGUUCAUCGUCUCCCUCUCAAUCGAUAUAUCCAUAUUGGGUGGGUUCGCUUUUUGAUAUCGGAAGUACCCAGAAGGCGAAAGUUCGAUUUGGCUGUGUGAUUAGUACUUUAGUAGCAAUGAGUGGUGAAUCCGCCACCGCUAGCGCAACGCCGGUCGGUGGCGGCGGCGGUGGAGUCGGUGGGAUCCAGAUCCAUCCCCAAUCGAGGACCCGGCUGCCUGAUUUCCUACAGAGCGUGAAUCUGAAGCAUGUGAAGCUGGGCUACCACUACCUGGUGAGCCAUCUACUGACCCUCUGUUUGAUCCCAUUGAUGGCGGUGAUCGUGAUCGAAGCUACCCAAUUGAACCCCGACGACAUCCGCCAGCUCUGGCUCCACCUCCAGUACAAUCUCGUCAGCGUCAUCGUCUGCUCCACUUUCCUCGUCUUCGGGAUCACCGUCUACGUCAUGACCCGACCCAGAUCCAUUUUCCUCGUCGACUACGCCUGCUACAAGCCCUCGGCGGAGCUCCAGGUCAAAUACACCCAAUUCAUGGAGCAUUCGCGGCUGACGGGGGACUUCGACGAGUCGUCGUUGGAGUUCCAGCGCAAGAUCUUAGAGAGGUCCGGCCUCGGCGAGGAAACCUACGUUCCUGAGGCUAUGCACUUCAUCCCUCCUCGGCCGUCGAUGCAGGCGGCCAGGGAAGAAGCUGAACAGGUGAUGUUUGGUGCUCUGGACAAUCUCUUUGCCAACACUAACGUUAAGCCCAAAGAUAUUGGCAUCCUGGUAGUGAAUUGCAGCUUGUUUAAUCCCACUCCUUCCCUUUCCGCCAUGAUUGUGAACAAGUACAAGCUUAGAGGCAACAUUCUAAGCUAUAACCUAGGUGGGAUGGGAUGCAGCGCUGGGGUUAUCUCAGUGGGUCUGGCUAAAGAUUUGCUGCAAGUUCACAGGAACACUUAUGCUGUAGUGGUGAGCACAGAGAAUAUUACUCAGAACUGGUACUUUGGGAACAAGAAAUCGAUGUUGAUCCCCAAUUGCCUCUUCAGAGUAGGGGGUGCUGCGAUUUUGUUAUCGAACAAGUCCAAGGACAGGAGAAGGUCCAAGUACAAGCUUGUUCAUGUGGUCAGGACACACAAGGGAGCCGACGACAAGGCGUUCAAGUGUGUGUAUCAGGAGCAGGAUGAUGCAGGGAAGACCGGGGUCUCUCUCUCGAAAGAUCUCAUGGCGAUUGCAGGCGAGGCCCUCAAGACGAACAUCACGACUCUAGGACCCCUCGUCCUCCCCAUAAGCGAGCAGCUGCUUUUCUUCGUGACGCUCAUCGCUAAGAAGACACUGUUCAGUGGGAAGAAGUUGAAGCCUUACAUCCCCGAUUUCAAGCUGGCAUUCGAUCACUUCUGCAUCCAUGCUGGAGGAAGAGCAGUGAUAGAUGAGCUCGAGAAGAACCUGCAGCUUCUCCCCGAACACGUGGAGGCGUCGAGGAUGACACUGCACCGAUUCGGGAACACAUCGUCCAGCUCGAUCUGGUACGAGCUGGCGUACACCGAGGCGAAGGGGAGGAUGGGGAAGGGGAACCGGGUGUGGCAGAUUGCGUUCGGGAGUGGGUUCAAGUGCAACAGCGCGGUCUGGGAAGCCACAAGGAAUGUCAAGCCCUCGGUCACUAAUCCGUGGGACGAUUGUAUCGACAGGUACCCUGUUCAGUCGGUGUUCGAGAUGUCGUCGUCAGGAGGGAAAGAGUAGUAAAGGGAGAUCAGGGUGGUAGGUAAUGCCCUUUAUCUACAUUGCUGUUGCUUAAUUCAUUGCCUUGGCUAAUUUUAUUGAGCAAGAUCAGGCUGUGUCUGUGUGCUAAUGCUCUUAUCAAUUGAUAUCUGUAAUUCUGUGGGAAGAUGUGGUGGAGGGAUUGGAGGAAGGGAGCACCUAUUUGAUACAAGGUUACAGGAAAAGUAGGAAGGGAAAUGGUCCCAGUUAGCUGUGUGCAAGUUUCUGGGUUGUACUGUCAGCGAGGAAUGUCUUUUUGUCUGUCUGUAUGCAGAAGAAUGCAUUAAGGUUGAUAUGUUUUUGUUGCCUUAAUAUAUUAUUCUUCAGAGUUAAUAAAUUUCAGUAAUCUCGAUCUGAAUCGCGUCUCUUUAGAACAAAAUGCUCUAGGAUUGAAGAGACAUAUAUGACUCACCAGUACUGUGGUCAUUCGUUCUGAGCUCACCUAUGCAUCCCUGCUCUGUAGCUUUUAUACGAAGUCACCUCCCGGGAAGACGAGAACAUCGAAAGGCAAUCAUUUUCAUGACAAUGGGGAAGCGUCAAGCUCUGUUUCUAGUUACAGUGACUUCA
This is a messenger RNA of Linum trigynum, 3645 nucleotides long. The record is from the annotation of a GenBank genome assembly. NCBI's taxonomy places the organism in Eukaryota, Viridiplantae, Streptophyta, Magnoliopsida, Malpighiales, Linaceae.